Molecule: messenger RNA, 948 nt
Organism: Ambispora gerdemannii
Lineage: Eukaryota; Fungi; Glomeromycota; Glomeromycetes; Archaeosporales; Ambisporaceae
Source: the annotation of a GenBank genome assembly
AUGAAAGACACGGUUUCCGUAAGUGAAGAUGAAUCCAAUUUACUUGUUUUAAUAAUUGACACUAAUCCAUUUGUCUGGGCAAAAGCUGCGGCCUCUCCAGGAGGCCUUUCUUUCGACCAAGCCCUCAGUCAAAUUCUAGUGUUUAUCAAUGCACAUCUCGCAUUAAAGCAUGAUAACAGGCUUGCAGUAAUAGCAAGUCACGUGGGUGUUAGUAAAUUCCUUUAUCCAAUAACUGAAGCAAAUACUCACUUGAGCGAAGAAAUGGACUCUACAAAUGAUAGUAACAUGUAUCAAACUUUUCGUGUUGUCAACCAACAUGUGACUGCUGGUGCUAUAAACCUAUUAAAGAAUGUGGAUACUCAAAUCACAACUUUGGAUCAGUCAAACUCGAUGGAUGCUGGGGCUCUGUCGAUGGCUAUGUGUUAUAUUAAUCGUUUAUUGAGGGCCGACGAUGGUAAUCACAUUAAGCCACGAAUAUUGGUUAUUACUUUAUCUUCCGAUUCACCACUCCAAUACGUGGCAAUAAUGAAUUGUAUUUUCUCUGCUCAAAAAGCGAGCAUACCAAUAGAUGUAUGCAAAAUUUUUGGUGAUGAAACGGUCUUUUUACAACAAGCGGCACAUAUUACUAACGGAAUAUAUCUGAAAUUAGAGAAGCCAAAAGGCUUUUUGCAAUAUCUAAUGCUUACCUUUUUGCCUGAUCGGUAUUUAAGAACAACACUCUGUCUACCGGGACAAGAUCAAGUAGAUUUUCGAGCUGCUUGUUUCUGUCAUAAAAAAAUUGUUGAUAUUGGAUAUGUGUGCUCUGUGUGUCUUUCAAUUUUUUGUGAAAUUAUGCCUCAAUGUUCUACUUGCAGGACAUCUUUUGGUCAAAGUUCUUUAAUGCCCACCGGAGGACUAGGAAUCGUUAAUGGUGUUCAGCCAUAUUCCAUCACCCCCUAUACUAUAUAA